AAUUUUAUGUAACGUAAUCAGUAUGAUGUCAAAAUGAAGCCCUGUUUUGUACUCCUUUUGGGUCUAACUUGCACUUUUGCAAAAAACCCUAUACUUUCUGAUGAAUUUAUUAAUUCGAUCAACGCAAAACAAUCAACAUGGAUCGCUGGACGCAACUUCCCUGAAGACACACCCAUAGAAUACCUGAAACGUCUAAAUGGAGCCCUUAUAAGUCCCGAACUUCUCAACAAAACCCAAACACAUGUUAUCAACGUAAUCCCGGAAGCAAUUCCAGAAACUUUUGAUGGUAGAACACAUUGGAGUCAAUGUCCGUCUCUUAAGAGUAUCCGAGAUCAAGGACGUUGCGGUUCUUGUUGGGCUUUUGGGUCUGUUGAAGUGAUGACAGAUCGGCUUUGCAUCGCCAGUAACGGGGCAAAAAAAUUUGAAUUUUCUGCCGAUGACCUUCUGGCCUGUUGUACUACUUGUGGCACAGGCUGCGAUGGAGGAGCUCCUUUAAAAGCAUUUGAAUAUUGGGUUGCUAAAGGAAUAGUUUCAGGAGGAGACUAUAAAUCAAAUAAAGGUUGCCAACCAUAUGAAGGAAGUGCUUACUUAAAUUCUGUGACACCAAAAUGUUCAACUAAAUGUUUGAAUACCAACUACCAAACUGCUUAUAACAAUGAUAAGCAUUAUGGUACUGAUUAUUUCUACUUGACUAAUAAAAAUGUUCAAGAUAUACAAACUGAAAUUUUGAACAACGGUCCAGUCGUAACCCAUAUGGAUGUAUACCAGGAUUUCUAUUCUUAUAAAUCUGGGGUAUAUCAACAUGUAUCAGGGGCAAGUAUGGGAGGACACGCUGUCAAAAUUGUAGGCUGGGGUACUGAAAAUGGGGUACCCUAUUGGUUAAUCGCCAAUUCAUGGGGGGCGGGAUGGGCUGACCUGGACGGUUUUUACAAAAUUCUAAGAGGCAAAAAUCAUUGCAAAAUUGAAAAUUACAUUUAUGGAGGCACCCCUCAAGUGUAACCUUUGAUAAUAAAUAAGAAUC
Tribolium madens (black flour beetle) is the source of this 1021-nucleotide messenger RNA. RefSeq names its product cathepsin B-like. The transcript has 3 exons. The coding region runs from base 34 to 999 and encodes 321 amino acids. Gene Ontology annotation, cellular component: lysosome. Gene Ontology annotation, molecular function: cysteine-type endopeptidase activity. The record is from RefSeq and is a predicted model, not a curated record. Gene Ontology annotation, biological process: regulation of catalytic activity. Lineage: Eukaryota; Metazoa; Arthropoda; Insecta; Coleoptera; Tenebrionidae.